UGCUCAGCACAGCUGAGAUGAUGAUCAGACGCACCAAAUUGUAGAGCUGAGUUUUGCGCCCGUACUUGUCGCACAGUUACUUUCGGUUUACGUAAGCGUGCUGUUCUACCUUGGAGAGAGAGAAAGUCCGCAGCUGUCAUUAGAUUCCCCAAUCAGCAGAAUUGACAGCAGGUGUGAAUUCAUGUCUGUAUUUCCCGCGCAGAUAUAUACUGCCCAGUGUUGUGCUCGGCCAAAAUAUGACUGAGGUGAUGAUCACCAGCUCCCCCAUGGAGGACAUGAGGCUCAGCCCUAGCAAGGACAGACUCUCUUUCCAGAUAUUCCCUGACCCAUCAGACUUUGACCGUUGCUGUAAGCUCAAAGAUCGGUUGCCAUCCAUCGUUGUUGAGCCUACCGAGGGAGAAGUCGAGAGUGGGGAGCUUCGCUGGCCUCCAGAGGAGUUUCUGGUCAGUGAAGAAGAAGAAGAGGAGCAGGAUAAUGGCAGCAUCCAAAAUGGACAGCCAACACAGAAAUCUCAGCACUAGAGGCUGUGUGGCAGCACCCAUACUCUAUUUUUCCCUCCCAUUGCCACACUGGUUACACUGCACCACAGCACUCAAACAACCUGGCAGACACACAUUCAGUGUCUCAUGUUGCCAUCUCGUUGCCCUUGAACCCAAAACAUCACUCCCGUGAGAGAAGCAAUACACACCGGCAACACACUUUCUCACCAAAUAAUUUCACCACAAAGGAACAGACAAGCACACCCCCAACCUACGCUAACUUCCUACCAUGCCUACCACCGUGUGUCUCGGCUCAUGACGGAUGUCCUGUGGGGACAGCGGCAGAUCAGUGCUCCAUGGACAGCUCUUACACUGCAGGGGGCUACAACUGCUCUGUACUUGACUCCAAAAUGGCUGGCAUCAUGACCCCAGAGACUUCAUACAGAACUGUUGUGGUACCUGUGGGGCUUAUCGUCCGCAGUAACACUGUCCGUACCUUGUUAGUUUCUGGAUUGAUAUGUUGAUUGUUGUAAUUGCCACUGCUGUCCAUAGAUUUUGUCUUUCUGAGAAGUGAAUGUUUUGUGAUUUUUUUUGUAUGAAGUGGGUGUUAUGUGUAAUGUAAUCGGGAUUUCUCUUGGCUCCCCUGUCUAAAAGAUUUUUGUGACUUAUGUCAGGCAUUCACAGUAUAAAAUAAAUAAAUGAAUAAAACUCUUAAAGGCAAUGUGGAAUUGUUUAAGAGAAGUGAGCAGGAAAGUAAACCAGCAUGCCCUGCUAAUGCAAUAAAUUCAUUGUACAAAGGCUUUUUGUGCAGUGAGGGCACAGUCACGCUAGGACUUCUGUGAGCCUUUUGACAAACCGUACUUGAUGACAAAUCAGUAGUACAAGAU
Molecule: messenger RNA, 1366 nt
Organism: Etheostoma spectabile (orangethroat darter)
Lineage: Eukaryota; Metazoa; Chordata; Actinopteri; Perciformes; Percidae
Product: protein LBH
Exons: 3
Coding region: 237-521 (94 amino acids)
Biological process (GO): positive regulation of DNA-templated transcription
Cellular component (GO): nucleus
Source: RefSeq, a predicted model, not a curated record